Messenger RNA from Piliocolobus tephrosceles (Ugandan red Colobus), 1319 nucleotides. RefSeq lists its product as uncharacterized. NCBI's taxonomy places the organism in Eukaryota, Metazoa, Chordata, Mammalia, Primates, Cercopithecidae. The transcript has a single exon. The coding region runs from base 20 to 424 and encodes 134 amino acids. The record is from RefSeq and is a predicted model, not a curated record.
GGUGGGGACCUGAGUUUAAAUGGCAGGAAGUGACGCCGCCGCCCGCCGUUGCCUAGAAACACAUUUUUCUGUAGGAAGGAGGAGCGCACGAGGAGGAGGAGGGGUGUCGGCGGGUGUGUUUCACACUCGCCUCCCUGGCGUUCGCGAGCUGACCCGAGGAAUGGUAAUCUCGCGGCAAAGCAGGGAGAAAGAAAAAAAGGAAACAAAAGAAAAAAGACUUUUAUCUGGGCAGAAAGUCACAACGCCCAGCGGCCAAACGUUUUUGAGCCGUGAAGUUGGUUGGUUGACUGCUCAGUUUGCAGAGCUUCUGCAGUCGGUUACUUACUUUCUCUGGACGGUUUCUGCUAUCUUGCUCUUUUCGAGCUCUAGCAUCGUUUGCAAAUACUUCAAUGACUUGGACCAAGUGCAAUGUUUUACUUCAUAGCUCAUCCUUUUAGAUUCGGAGUACAGGGAAAGGCAUCGUGGAGUGUUAGGGUUGGUUUUCAUCAGUCCUUUCUAAGGCCUUUACUUUCUACAUAGAGAAACGCGUAGAGAGAGAAGUUGUGAAUUGCCAAAGACAUGCCGUUAGAUUCCAGAUCUCCUGUGUUUGACCAAAGUUCUUAGUAUCUUAUUUGAACCAAAUUAUAUUGUAUUUGGAAUAUUGGGUAGCCACAGGCCUUUGGACUUCAGUGAUAUUCCAAACCGUUGGUGGCAAAUGACAUCAUGGAGAUACGAGUAAAAGAAAGUUGGGAAUUUUUUCCUCAUUAUAUUACAAACUCUUGAGAAUCCAGACUAAAUUUUAAAUGACUUGGUGUCACACUGAACACUUUGAAUAUAGUAGACAAUAAAGAUUAGGUGAAUGAGACCAGUAGCGGUGGCUUACGUCUGUAAUCCCAGCACUUUGGGAGGCCGAGGCAGGCAGAUCAUUUGAGGUCAGGGGUUCGAGACCAGCCUGGCCAACAUGGUAAAACCCCAUCUCUACUAAAAAUACAAAAAUUAAAAUUAGCCGGGCAUGAUGGUGCCCGCCUAUAGUCCCAGCUACUCCAGAGGCUGAGGCAGGAGAAUCUCUUAAACUCGGGAAGCGGAGGUUGUGGUGAGCCGAGAUGGCACCACUGCACUUCAGCCUGGGCAACAAAGUGAGACUCUGUCUAAAAAAAAAAAAAAAAGAAAGAAAGGUGAUUCCAUAUGGCAGUAAUUAAUCAAGAAGAUUUCAUGCAAAGAAAGAUUUUGCUAAAUUUAACAUAACAAUAACAAAAAAAGGUCACUGAAGUAGCAUCAAAUACAACAGCAGCAUUAACUAGUAAAGCUGAACACACCAUUUAUAACACAUCAUAGGCACA